Messenger RNA from Physella acuta, 740 nucleotides. Its product is annotated as protein unc-93 homolog A. Lineage: Eukaryota; Metazoa; Mollusca; Gastropoda; Physidae. Gene Ontology annotation, cellular component: striated muscle dense body; plasma membrane. Gene Ontology annotation, molecular function: potassium channel regulator activity. The record is from RefSeq and is a predicted model, not a curated record. Gene Ontology annotation, biological process: regulation of muscle contraction; regulation of potassium ion transport.
AUCCCAAAAUACUCAGUCCAGUGCUAUGGAAGCUCAUGACGUCAUACAUUAUUUUAGGCGGGGUCUCGUUUUUUCUCAUUCUACUUCUGCUCGACAGGAUAGGGGCUCGGGCGGACCCAGAGAGGUCGCCUAAGCAGGUUUGUGAACAACACUUGAGUCAACUUGUCCAACAUAGAACACUGCGCCUGUUGAUACCUCUACUCUUGUUUAAUGGGAUGCAGCAGGGCUUCAUGUAUUCAGAUUAUAAUCAGUAUUUCGUGACCUGUAUGCUGGGAGUUCACUACGUCGGUUACUGCAUGAUCACCCUUGGGGCGUCUACCGUGCUCGGCGCCAUCUUUGUUGCCAUCUUCUCGCAUAAAAUACCGAGGGAGGUCGUCCUUGGCUUCGGUGGUGUCGUUCACAUCGCACUCAUGAUUGGAUAUUUGAUCUGGAUACCUGAGAUCUCGCCAAUGUUGUUCUUUGUGUUAUCUGCGGCAUGGGGAGUCUGUGAUUCGGUGUGGCAGACACAGUGUAAUACUCUGAUCUGCCUGACGUGCACCGAGGCUCCUGAGGUGGCCUUCACCAACUACCGCCUGGUCCAGAGCGUGGGGCUGGCCAUCAUGUUCGGCUCGGGCACCUGGAUGUGUGUGUCGGCCAAGCUCUACCUGCUGAUGACGCUACUGGUGGUCGCCAUCAUGUUCUACGUACUGGCUGAGUACAGGCUACGUCAUAACGAUGAUGACGUCUUCGAAGACACGUAG